Messenger RNA from Astyanax mexicanus (Mexican tetra), 5887 nucleotides. RefSeq names its product protein O-linked mannose N-acetylglucosaminyltransferase 2 (beta 1,4-) (gene pomgnt2). Gene Ontology annotation, cellular component: endoplasmic reticulum. Gene Ontology annotation, biological process: protein O-linked glycosylation via mannose. Gene Ontology annotation, molecular function: protein binding; protein O-acetylglucosaminyltransferase activity. The record is from RefSeq and is a predicted model, not a curated record. The coding region runs from base 342 to 2102 and encodes 586 amino acids. NCBI's taxonomy places the organism in Eukaryota, Metazoa, Chordata, Actinopteri, Characiformes, Acestrorhamphidae. The transcript has 2 exons.
UGGAGUCUCCUGGUUCAGACAGCUGGAGUGGCUCAGGGCUCAGAGAUUCACAACGCAGGAACAGCGUUUAUCUCUUCAGCAGCCUCUCUCAGUGUGUGCGGGGUUUUACUGCAGGUCUAGCGGAGUGUGUGAAGCUGAAAGCGGGACGCGGGGCUGGUGUGCAGCUCCUCGGCUGCUGUGGUUCACUCAGACGGGAGAGAGAGAGACACCGAGAGGACCGUGCUGAGCUCUCUCUCUCUCUCUCUCUCAGCCUUAGCCGCAGUCACUUACAGCCUCAUUCUUCCUCACACUUUCACCUACAGCCCGGUGGAGCAUGAUCGUGGUGCCAGUACUCUGCAGCAAUGCGUGGUCUAGGCUGUAGAAUCAACUUGCCGGCUGUGCUGAACGGCCUGCUGGUGUCCGUGGUGGCAGCGCUUUUAUGGAAGUACGUUCGACUAAGCGAGCACAUGACUCAGCUGGAGGAGGAGCUCCAGCUUACACGGCAGUCCCAGGAACUAUCGCAGGUACGCAUAGAUUACCAUGCCGCCCUGCUGGCACUGCAAGAGCAGGGAACCAGAAUGGUCUGCACGGGAAAGAUGCACACUGACCGCAUUUGCCGUUUUGACUAUCUCUGCUACUGUACCGAGGCUGAGGAGUUCAUCUUCUUUCACAGCAAUGCCUCCGUUAUGCUCCCCAAUUUGGGCCCUCGUCGCUUCCAGCCAGCCCUGCUAGACUUGUCCUCCGUUGAGGAUCAUAACACUCAGUAUUUUAAUUUCUUAGAAUUGCCAGCAGCUGCGCUGAAGUACAUGCCGAAACCUGUAUUUGUGCCAGACGUCACCCUCAUCCUCAAUCGCUUCAAUCCUGAUAAUCUGAUGCACAUAUUUCACGAUGAUCUCCUACCUAUAUUCUACACCAUGCGGCAGUACUCGGACUUGGAUGAUGAAGCCAGGCUCGUCUUCAUGGAAGGCUGGGGAGAGGGGGCCCAUUUUGACCUGUACCGUUUGCUUAGCAGCAAGCAACCCUUGCUUAAAGACCACUUACGGAACUUUGGCAAGCUCAUGUGCUUCACCAAAUCUUACGUAGGCUUGUCGAAGAUGACCACGUGGUAUCAGUAUGGAUUUGUACAGCCUCAAGGUCCCAAGGCCAACAUUCUGGUGUCGGGAAACGAGAUCCGUCAGUUUGCCUCGUUCAUGAUGGACAGACUGAAUAUCACAAAAGAGCAGACGUCUGAGGACGAUGAUUAUAUUGUGGUUUUUAGUCGUGCGUCUAACAGACUCAUACUCAAUGAAGCCGAGUUGAUUCUAGCUUUGGCUCAGGAGUUCAAGAUGAGGACAGUCACUGUGUCCUUAGACGAGCAGCCAUUCGAUAGCAUAGUCCGGGUCAUCAGUGGGGCAUCCAUGUUGGUCAGCAUGCACGGAGCCCAGCUGAUCACCUCCAUGUUUCUUCCGCGAGGAGCUGCUGUGAUCGAACUCUUCCCGUAUGCAGUCAACCCAGAACAGUACACUCCGUACAAAACCCUGGCCUCUUUACCAGGCAUGGAUCUCCAGUAUAUAUCAUGGAGAAACAACAUUGAGGAGAAUUCCGUGACUUAUCCUGACCGCCCUUGGGAUCAGGGAGGCAUCACACACUUGGAGAAAGAGGAGCAGGAGCGUAUCCUCACUAGCAAGGAGGUACAAAGGCACCUCUGCUGCCGCAACCCUGAGUGGCUUUUCCGGAUUUAUCAAGACACCAUUGUGGACGUUCCGUCCUUUUUGGAAGUCCUUAAAGAAGGUCUAAAAGUUAAGCCUAAUCUGAAAAAGUCUAAGCCUGCCAGCACAGUACAUCCCGGUCGAGUCCGAGAACCCAAGUGUCAGACAUCGGUUCAAGCUACCAAUGAAGCGAAGCUUGCUGUGUCCUGGCAGAUCCCUUGGAACCUUAAGUACCUGAAGGUGAGGGAGGUCAAAUAUGAAGUGUGGAUCCAGGAGCAAGGGGAAAACACAUACAUGCCUUACAUUCUCCCUCAUCAAAACUACACCUUCUCAGAGAACAUUAAACCCUUUACCACAUAUCUAGUAUGGGUGCGUUGCAUCUUUAACAAGAACCUUUUGGGGCCUUUUGCAGAUGUUCUUAUAUGUAAAACUUGACUCUGUAAAACAGCUCACAAUUGCUAAAAUAUGCUGAAAAUGCAGAAAACCAAGUGCUGAAGUAAAGUUGGACACUUGACUGGAAGAAGAAUCACUUUUCAUGCAGUCUGUUUAAAUCCUGUGGAGCAUGUAGACAGUGAGUGAGUGAGUUAAAAAAAAAAAAGUGCAUUUGUGCCGAGAAGGCCUGAAGAUAAUACUGAAUACUGAACUGCCAAACCUGACUCUCUCGGAAGACUUCUCUAGUUUUGUCAUGAGAAUAUAGUUCUACAAGAGACACAUUUUCAAUUCAGAUUUUAUUUAUAAGAAAUGAGUAAUGUGUAAGGUAAUUUAUUUUUAUUUAUUAGUAAAAAAAAAUCCUGUCUGCUAUUGUUGAGAUUAGUGUACAUGUUGGAUGUGUGUGUGUGAGAGUGUGUGUAAGAGUGUGUUCUUAUCUGAUUGUACUGAUGGUAGAUACUUCAAGGUUUCAUACUUUUUUGGCUGGAGUAAUUUUGUUCAAUUUUACACUUCUGAGUUUUCUGUGACGUUUUGUGACGUUGCCCUCUUGAACAAAUGUUUUUUGCAUAGUCUUCAAAAAUGCCUUUUCAGAUUGGAUAGCUUAAUAUUUAAUAGUAGAUACAGCACAUUUGCAUACACCCAAAAUUAGUACAAAAAAACCCAAAGUGGACUUAAAAAUGUGUAUGUCUCCUGUUCGUCCUUUUUAGUGUAGGUGGUAGCUUGUACUGGUACUUGAAUUGACUUUCUUUUUUUUAUAUACAAAAAGCAUUUAUUUCAUGCUCACCUACUUUGAUAUUGAAACUUGUUGCCAAUAGGAGAGCUUUGAAAUUCUGUACAUUAACCAUGAUAUUGCACAGUCAGGUGCUGUAACUAAAUAGUGCACAGAUUCAAUACUGUAGUUUGGCUUGCUAAAUUUAAGAGUUGCAUGUGAACUGUAAUAGAAUUGGUAAUAGGUCAUUGUUCACUCACAGUGUCUUACACAUGAACAUUAUUUAAUACAUUACAAGCAUUUUGACCACCUCACACCAUGACACGCCGUAGUUCAUCAUCAGAACUUAAGGGCUUUCUCUUUUCUCUUAUUCUUACAGUGUUUAUGUACAUGUGAGCUUUCUUAAUUUAAAGGGAAAAACAAAAAACAGAAUUAUUUUAGCUGUUUUUACCAAUUCAUUUCAAGAUAUCACCUUGUGACAGAAUUGCUUGUGCAGUUUCCACAUCAUUGACGCAUUGACGCUUUUAACUAUUAAAGAGCCCAUGUUAUUAAAAAAAAAAAAUGAAUUUAAUGUAGUAUGUAAACAUUUCAGGUACUUUAAGAGAUUUUCCAAUAAAUUUAACUUGCUCUUCACUCCCCAAUCUCUGUAUGGAAAUGAAGCUGCAAAACAAAAAAUGUUUUUAUGAUGUAUUAAAACACAUCUUCAUCUAUCCACCCACUUAUUCUAAUGGGUUUUAUCACUAUCCAUGUACAAGGAAUGUCUCAAUCUGUACUAUAUAUCUCAAUUAGAUUGAAUACAGGGGAAUUAAUCAGAGGUUAUUUAGGUAAUUCAGUCCUAAAGGCUCACCCAGUUUAUUUAUAUAAAUGUUGAAUUUUUAGUUCAUGUAUUCAACGAUAACCUCAAGAAAAUAAUUAGGACACAAGAAAAAUUUAGGAUGUAAUGGUGCUGGGCAAUAUGACCUCAGAUCAAUACCAAGAUUAAUUGAAAACAUUGUAUAUUAAACAUUGUAUAUUAUGAGUUUUCCAGACAGGUAUUAAGACGUCGUAGACUAUGUUUUCCUUUCAGUAGUAAAUUGUCAUUUAAAAAGCUGUAUAGUCUAAAACUAAGCAUAUGGGUAGUCCAUGUCUGGGGAAAUGCCUCUAUAAUUUAUUAGGAUUAGCCAGCGAUUAUUUUAAUGAAUGGCACUGCAUUUUUCUUUGGAACAAACUGCUCGAGUUGCCUCGAGUUUGUUCUGCUGCAUGUUGUUUCCAUGCUGCAGACUGGGCAGGGUGGAGUCAUGUGACUAUGUUUCAUAGCAGAUUUUUUUUUUUUUAAAGAGGACAAUGCAUCAACAUUCUCAGUGUGGAACUUAAACACAGAUUUUAUUAGGAAGUUUUAACAUAAUUAAAAAUAAUAAUAAUUGGCAUGUGCAAGAUUACAUCAGUUAGAGUUUCUAAUUGUCAGUUUCAGUCAAUUUUUUUAAUUAAUUGUUCAGCUCAAAGAUGAGAUAAUGAAGCAAACCCAAUGUAUAAACAACACACAUUUCAACACACUUUAAUAACCUGUUCUGCAGUUAUGGAUAUGAAGUAUCUGAAAAAGGCAAGUGCUUGUUUAGAUUAAAUUUAGAUGAGACCCCAGCUGUGCUGUCUCCUGCCAUAGCCAGUUUCUUGAUUGACAAAAUCUUCUGCUAAUUACAUACAUGUGCAAGCUGAGGAUAGUUAAUCUUAUGAUCUAAAAUAGAUGUAAGGUCUACUGUCUGUAAUCAGAGAAGGAGGAUAUGUAAUUCAAUAGCACUAAACUAACCAAUGCUUGACUCCGAGAAGAACUGAGGUAAUUCCUGUUUUCAGGGCAGAGAUGUUUUGAUGAUAAAGCAUACUAACUGUGAGAAGGAGUAAGUAGAGGAAAUGAAUGUGCUACAGUUGUGGGCAGAAGUUUUACCAUUGGACAAAACAAGAAUCACACUUGAGUCACGCUUUGACUAAACACUGUACCCACCAACACCUUCUGGCAGUAUCUUUCUUCAUGUGAUGCUACCACCACCAUGCUUAACGCUUAACAGUUGGUACAUUGUUCUUGUGGCUGAUUGUUUCACUUUUACUUCUCAAAGCAUUUCUAGUCAUUGUGGCCAAUUUUUUUUUUUCCUAAAACUUUAUACUUUUUUAAACGUCAGUGCUUAAACAUCACUGCUUAAAGAUCAUUGAUCAACUGGAAAUGUCUAUACAUACUGUGUAAUAUGUUCUGUUUAAUUGGUUUAAAAAUCACUGCAUUAAAUAUGGGAUAGUGUUUAAAUGGUGCUUUUUACCGAUCUGUCACUACUGAUGUAUUUUGUUUGGGACUGUCUUUUAGUACAUGGUGAUGCUUAACUGUUCCACCAGCUGACAGAUAAUGGAAUGCCUAGGACUGUAGUAAAUCCUAAUCAUUAAAAGCAACAAGUUAAACUUUUCACACUGUUGAAUUCAUGAUUUAAGUGAGAGUAUGAAUAUUUUAGACCUUGCGUGUAUAAUUUUGCCUCUGUGUUGAUUUCUAACAACACCCCACCCUACACUUCCAAAAUUAAAAGUUUAAAGAAAUCAUUGAAAGUCUAAUUGUUACCACGCUUAUUAUGUCCACAGUGAAUAUAUGUAAACCUCCGACUGCAACUAUUUAUUAGCACUGUAUGUUUGCCACUUUGAGAUUCACCAUGCCAGGAAUUGUCAUUUUAGUAUAUUUUACGUCCUAUAUCACGUGGAAUAAAGUAAUGUUGUAUUUAUAUAUUUUUUUCACCGUUUAAAAUAACUGUGCAUAUUGUUUUUUCCCUUUAUAAUGUGAAAGCUAGGGGGUUUGUAAUAUCUCAGUUCUUGGUUCAGUUUAUUGUUUGGCCCUUUGUGUUUGGAAACCACCUCUCUUUUAUUGAGUAAUUUCUGUACUAGCCUGAAGCUCUACUGAUUCGUUUACUAUAUGCAGAAGGUUAACAUAUCAUUGGGGGGGAGGGGGACUGUUUUGCCGAAGCACUGAAGCAUGAUUUUAAAAGAUGGUAGAGUGGGCAUGACUUAACUCUAAAAGUGUUUGGAAGUUUGAACCCUGAGGAGAUGUGAUUAGAACAAUAAAAUGUUUUGUUUUCUA